AUGUAUGCCUUUCAAAGCAGGGGAUUCUCUUUGGAUUACUUGGAUGUGCUGUCACCAUACAGUUUAUCCAUAAGCGUGAUGGUCACCUACUCUGCGAUUUCUGCCCUCAAGCUGCGUGCAUUGUUGAGGGGGAAUGGAAGCUCUUUGACUUCUCAUAUGCUGUACCGGCCAAGAACGCUGCAGCACUUGGGUCAUCACAUUCACUCUCUUCUAUUGCGGCACCUUUGUUGGACUAUUGCUCCCGUGAAAUUGUCGAGGCCUUUAGGGAAAAACCAUUUGAGGAUCUUUUUAUGCCCAGCCCUUGCGAAAAAGAUUAAGAUAAAACUGUUAGAUAACGAUUUACUUUCCUUUGUGAUUGUGUGA
Molecule: messenger RNA, 363 nt
Organism: Trypanosoma rangeli
Lineage: Eukaryota; Euglenozoa; Kinetoplastea; Trypanosomatida; Trypanosomatidae
Product: transferase
Exons: 1
Coding region: 1-363 (120 amino acids)
Source: RefSeq, a predicted model, not a curated record